UCCCGCCCGCCGCCGCCAUGCAGUCCCCGGCGGUGCUCGUCACCUCCAGGCGUGUCCAGAAUGUCCAUACGGGCCUCGACCUGAGUGUGCCCCAGCACCAGGAGGUGCGUGGCAAGAUGAUGUCCGGGCAUGUGGAGUACCAGAUCCUUGUGGUGACCCGGCUGGCGGUGUUCAAGUUGGCUAAGCACAAGCCUGACGAUGUUGUCCAGUUUUUGGUCUCCAAGAAGUACAGCGAGAUUGAGGAGUUUUACCAGAAGCUGAGCGCCCGCCCCGCGGCUGCCAGCCUCCCCCCGCUGCCCAGGAAGGUGCUGUUCGUUGGAGAGGCAGACAUCCGGGAGAGGAGAGCCAUGUUUGAUGAGAUCCUGCGCCGCAUCUCUGAGGACGCUGAGUUGGCCAGCAGCCCAGAGUUGCUAGAAUUCUUAGGGACCAGAUCGCCAGGGGCCGCGGGGCUGCCCAGCAGAGAGUCCUCAAUCCUGACCGAUGCUGACAACCAGGCCAAGGGCCAGGAGGAGGCAUUUGACUUCUUUGAGCAGCAGGAACAAACAGCAGGCGAGGGACCAGCCAACGUGGGCCUGAAGGGCAAGGAGACAGACAAGGCCCUGGAAGCAGAAGAGGAAGAGGAGGAGGAGGAGGCACUGGAUCCCCUAGGCAUCCUGCGCUCCAAGAAGCCCAAGAAGAGCACUGAGGGUGGCACGGCGACAGCCCAGCCCUCGGCCCGGCCCCGGCCCCGGCCCCGGCCCCGGCUCACCCUCUUUGAUGAGGAGGUGGACCCUGACCAGGAGCUCUUCAGCCCGGGCAAGAAGCUCUCCCCCCAGGGCCUUGCAGAGGAUGAGCCCAGCACAGACCCUCUGAAGCUGUUUGAGGAUCCUGACCUUGGCGGGGCCGUCCCUCUGGGUGACCCGUUACUGCUGCCAGCUGCCCGGGAGAGAGGAGUGCUCACAUCUGGCCUGGGCCUUGGGGCUGCCACGGAGGAGCUGUUGAGGGUUGAAGAGGACUUGGACCAGAUUCUGAACCUGGGGGCCGACCCCCAGCCCAAGCCCAAGCCCAAGCCGCCGGUGGCAGCUAAGCCAGCACUGCCCAGGAAACCAGCCGUGCCCCCCACAGCACGUCCCCUGGAAGCCAUGACAGAGCUGCCGAAGCAGCAGCCGCAGGUCCACGCCAUGGACGAGAUGGACAUCUUGCAAUACAUCCAGGACCACGACACCUCGGCCCAGGAGGCCCCCAGCCUCUUCUGACCCCCACCCGAUGCUGGGCCUGGGCUGGUGAUCAUGCUGUGGAUGCCAGUGUGAGUGGGGGAGGCACACUUGGCAGGCCACGACUUCUCCCAGGGGAGGGAACCCCGAGCUCUAGGACUCUCCACCACAUUGCUCCCUUUCUUCCAGGUGGGGGUCUGGGUGGAACCUGGCAGGCGUAGACAGCAAAGGUUACUGCAGGAGGGAAGGCUACCCUGUUCCAGCCCACAUGGACCUGGAGAGGAGCCGGGAGCCCAGUCCCCAGGAUGAGCUGAAAUUGAAGAAUGGGUAACCCUAGGAGGGUGUCCCACAAACAGGGAGACCUGCCCACCUGUGCACCUUACACUGGGUUUUGCUAACCCAGCGUAAGGGAGGCUGGCUUGGGCCUGGGGCAGGAUUUGGGAGGUCUCUGUGUCAGGCCAGACUGGAGUCUGCUCAGGAUGGCUGCUGGGGGCCUGCCGCCCCUGCCAGAGCCUCCCAGGAGAGGGACUCUGGGCAGGGAGCCCAGCCAUUGGCCAUGUUAAUACGAACUGCUCGUGUUCCACAUACAGUUACUAAGGGGAUGAGUGGAAUUCCUGCCAGGCCCUCCCCUUUCUCCCUCUUCCUCUCUCAGGAAGGGCCUGGCCAGCCCCUGGCCUCCUCAGACCCAGCCCACAGCCUCCUUGGGCCUCAGUGCAGAGCCAACACCUGCCACUGCCCCCUGCAGCGGAGCAGCCUGUGGCACGCCCCGUAGCUUGGCCUGGGCCUAGGGCUGGGCCCCCUGUUCUGGGCCCCUCCUGCCAUCAAGGGGCCAGAGUACUCUCAGGCUUCUGCUCCAAGGCCUCCUGGUCCAGGGUCCCAGACUUGCUGGGUAACCUGUCCCCAGGGUUGUCCUGGGGCCUUGUGCCAGGC
Molecule: messenger RNA, 2123 nt
Organism: Ochotona curzoniae (black-lipped pika)
Lineage: Eukaryota; Metazoa; Chordata; Mammalia; Lagomorpha; Ochotonidae
Gene: HS1BP3
Product: HCLS1 binding protein 3
Exons: 7
Coding region: 18-1235 (405 amino acids)
Molecular function (GO): phosphatidylinositol binding
Source: RefSeq, a predicted model, not a curated record